Theileria equi strain WA is the source of this 627-nucleotide messenger RNA. RefSeq lists its product as hypothetical. Bases 1 to 627 code for a protein of 208 amino acids. The record is from RefSeq and is a predicted model, not a curated record. The transcript is spliced from 2 exons. Lineage: Eukaryota; Apicomplexa; Aconoidasida; Piroplasmida; Theileriidae.
AUGAAAUGCAGUCCUACAUCGUAUUAUCUGGGAUCUGGACUAUUAUUCAUCAUUGGUUCGGCAGUAGUAUACAAUGGCUGGGAUUACAAUGCCAUACGCGUUCAGCAUAACGUGGUUUGUGCAGCUAACUCAAACGUUAACUUGUUGUCCUUCUUGUGGCUAAUUCAGGUACACAUUUGCAUUAUAACAAGAUAUACUUCACAGGGCCUAUUGUUAUCGGCGGCCAGUAUCGGUUUAGGUAUUUUUACAAGCUACGAUGGAUACCACCCAAACAACUCGUUCUUAAUCACAUAUUUGGGUCUAUUCAUAAAGAUCUCUCCAAAGAUUGUAAAGAUUAUGCACGUAUUCAACUUUUGCCAGCUGUCUACCAUACUUCUGGACCUGAUGAUUCUGCCAGAAUGCAACUCGGAGAGUCUGCGCAUGAUUUUCGUUAUUGCAUUUGGAAUAAAUUGGUUUAUCGCAAUUUGGGGAAUUGUUUUGCGCAAGCAAAUCUUCCUACCGCCGUACCUGUACGACCCUGCGUCGCUCCAAAACAGUUACUUGGACAAUCUCAAGGUUUGUGGUAAUAUAACAUGUAAAUUUAAACUCAGAACUUUAUUGAGGGUUUGGGCGUUUAAAACUAAUUAA